This is a messenger RNA of Labrus mixtus (cuckoo wrasse), 7910 nucleotides long. RefSeq names its product dedicator of cytokinesis 10 (gene dock10). The coding region runs from base 232 to 6966 and encodes 2244 amino acids. The record is from RefSeq and is a predicted model, not a curated record. Gene Ontology annotation, molecular function: guanyl-nucleotide exchange factor activity. The transcript has 58 exons. NCBI's taxonomy places the organism in Eukaryota, Metazoa, Chordata, Actinopteri, Labriformes, Labridae. Gene Ontology annotation, biological process: regulation of cell migration; small GTPase-mediated signal transduction; dendritic spine morphogenesis.
CAUUAGGAUCUGGAGGCUGGAGAAGAGCAGUACGAACAGAGAGCCUGCAAAGCAGGACAAAGUAGUAGCUGAGGAUGGAGCCUCAGUUUUCCUACUGUGCUUGAACUCAGCGCAGCACCACUGGCUGGACCAGGGGCAGAAGACGGUUCAGCUCAGGUUGACUUGGUUAUUGAAGUUCAGCUCAGGUGAAGCCUGUGAAUCAGGCUGGACCAGGAGUCACAGCAGUGGAUUAUGGGUUGUUCAGCCAGUGUGGUCCUUCUCCUCCGUUCAGUGGGCGGUGCCGACUGCGGUCACAUGUGUUCAAGACAGGACCAGAUAUCAUUGGACGCUGCAACUCCUACCCUAGAGGGUUACACCAGCUCGGCCUCACCUCUGACCAUCAUUGUUAUGCAGGAGAAGCCGAAGCUGAUCGAUCCUCUCGACUAUGAGACUGUCAUCUCUGAGCUGGGGGACGAGCUGAAGGAAGACCCUCUCAGAGACCUGCUCCUGUUUCCUGACUAUGAUUUCUCUGUAUCCACUGUGCCUCAGGAGAGUCGGACUCUCAAGUCAACUGUUCCAGAUGGGGCAGAACUACAGGCUGAAUGUCUGCUGGUCAGACAGGCCUGUAAGUAUUACAACUCGGAGCUGAAUGUGGUUCAGUUCAAGUACGAUGACUACGCUGGGGACUACCGCCUGUUGCCCAGGAAACUGCACAAAGCAGAGAAGCUUCCAUCCCAUUCUUUUGAGAUUGACCAUGAGGAUAUGGACAAGGAUGAGGAUACCACCUCUCUGUCCUCGUCCAAAGGAGGAGGGGGAGGCGGUGGAGGAGGGGGAGGAGGAGGAGGUAUCGGUGUGUUUCGGUCAGGCUGGCUCUACAAAGGGAACUUCAACAGCACCGUCAACAAUAGCAUCACUGUUCGGUCAUUCAAGAGGAGAUAUUUUCAGCUUACCCAGUUGACAGAUAACUCGUACAUCAUGAACUUCUACAAAGAUGAAAAAAUCUCGAAGGAACCAAAAGGGUGCAUCUUCCUCGACUCAUGCACUGGUGUUGUACAGAAUAACCGCCUGAGGAAACAUGCCUUCGAGCUGAAGAUGAACGAGGUUACGUACUUCGUGCUGGCUGCCGAGAGUGAGCAGGACAUGGAGGAGUGGAUCAGCACUUUGACCCGCAUCCUACAGAUCAGUCCUCAUGAAGGUCCAGCUCCUGACCGCAAGAGUCUGGACCUCACAGACCAUCGGCAGGGUGAGACUGGUUCUAGGGGGGAAGGAAAUCAAGCUGGAAAGAGCAACAACGGUGAAAGUGAAAAUGAUGUGUUCGACCUGUCACUGAGCGACUGCUGUUUGCAGGAGAAUGAAGAUACGACGGUAGAGAACGGCAUCAAUCCAGAGCUAGCAAAGUACAUCUCAGAGACAGAUGAAGGAAUUCGCUCUGCCAGGAGAGAAGAGAGGUUGAAUCUGUUCUCGCUGGAUCCUGAUACUCCUGUUCUUAGGAGCCCACGGAAUGAGCAUUCAUCAGUUGAGAACGGAGCGGUGCGUCCGUUUGAGGAGAAGCUGGGCAGAAGGUUUAUGAUAACCUGCCGAUCACUCAACUUGAUGCUGCAGGGCUGCAUCAACGAGAGUGAAACUGGACCGGUCACUAAUAUCGAACCCUUCUUCAUCUCGCUGGCUCUGAUGGACGUCAGAGAAGGGAGAAAAGUUUCUGCAGACUUCCACAUAGACCUGAACCACGAGGCGGUGCGUCAGAUGCUCGGGGGCUGCAGUAAUGGGACAGUUGGUCUUGGGACAGGGGCUGGGGGUCAGGAAAACGGCCUGUGCUCUCCAUCUGAGAAAAAGCCAGGAGACUGUUACCUCAGCCUGGACCUGGACGACUGGCUCUGCUUUCCCAAACAGGCCAUCUUUUCUGUAACUAACCCCCACACGGAUAUAGUGAUGGUGGCGAGAGUGGAAAAGGUGCUGAUGGGAAAUAUAGCUUGUGGGACAGAACCUUAUAUCAAGAAUACAGACUCCAGCAAGACUGUUCAGAAGAUUUUGAAAUCCAACAAACAGUUCUGCAGUAAACUGGGGAAAUACAGAAUGCCUUUCGCUUGGUCUGUCAGGCCAGUGUUUAAGGACAACCACGGGGCGCUGGACAGAGAGUCUCGUUUCUCACCUCUCUUCAAACAGGAGAGCAACAAGAUUUCCACUGAGGACCUGAUGAAGUUGAUAUCUGAGUACAGGAGGGCUGAAAAAAACAGCAAACUUCAGACUAUUCCUGGAGCACUGGACAUCGCAGUCGACUAUAUUCCCCUGGAGCAUCCUAACUGCGUGACCUCCUCCUACAUACCGGUGAAGCCCUUUGAGGAGUUGAGCAAACACCAGCCCACUGUCGAGGUGGAGGAGUUUGUCCAGGACAGCACGAAGUUCACACAGCCACACCGCGUCUACAGAAACCACAUCUACGUCUACCCAAAACAUCUGAAGUAUGACAGCCAGAAGAGCUUUGCAAAGGCUCGUAACAUCGCAGUCUAUGUGGAGUUCCGCAGCUCGGACGAAGAAGUUGCCAAACCUUUGAAGUGCAUCUAUGGCAAGGCAGGAGGUCCAGUCUUCACCACAGCUUCUUGCUCCACAGUCCUGCAUCACUCCCAGAACCCGGACUUCUACGAUGAGGUGAAGAUUGAGCUCCCGACUCAGCUCCAUGAAAAGCACCACCUUCUCUUCUCCUUUUACCACGUCACCUGUGACAUCAACGCCAAGACAAACUCGAAGAGGAAAGAGACCCUCGAGACCCCAGUGGGUUAUUCUUGGCUGCCCCUUCUCAAAGAAGGCCGUCUGGUGUCCCAGGAGUUCAGUGUCCCCGUCUCCUGUAAUCUGCCUCCUGGAUACCUGGCUAUCAAGGAAGCCAGCAACACAAAGAAUGGAGCAGAUGUGAAGUGGGUCGACGGAGGAAAAGCUAUAUACAAAGUGUCCACCAAUGUCGUCUCUACAGUUUACACUCAGGACCCCCACCUGAACAGAUUCUUCCAGCAGUGCCAGAAGAGAGAGCUGGAUCUCUCACUACCUCCUACCUCCAACUUCCUCAACUGCCUGAAGGGUCUCCUCAGUAUGGAGAGAAUCCCAGUGAUCAUCCGGUUUCUGCCAGUGCUCUUCAACCAGCUGUUCAAGGUCCUGACUCAGAAUGACAAUGAUGAGGUCACUAUUGCCACCACCAGAGUGCUGGUUCACAUUGUUGCAAAGUGCCAUGAAGAAAACCUGGUUCACUACCUGCACUCGUAUAUUAAGUAUGUGUUCAAGUCAGAGGCCCACGGCUUCAGGACGGUCCACGAGGAGCUGGCAAAGGGGAUGACGUUUGACCUGAAGAGCAACGAGCAGGCAGCAGUGAGAAAUGUCCUGAAGUUCUCCUGGUUCUUCUUUGAGCUGAUUGUCAAGUCCAUGGCCCAAAAUUUGGCAGAGUCAGACAAGUUUAAGCUCCCGAGGCCCCAGCGUUUCCCCUCAUCCUACCUGAGUCGUGUGGAGACGCUGGUGGAGACGGUGUCUGAACACAUCUUCUGGAAAAACAAAGACCUGGGAGAGGAGACCCGCAGUGCCAACGCAGCAGUGGCAGCGUUUGUCAAGCGUUGCUUUACUCUCAUGGACAGAGGCUUCACAUUUAAACUGAUCAGCAACUACAUCAACAUGAUAACUGCCACUGACAGCAAGGUAUUGUGUGAGCUGAAGUUUGAAUUCUUACGCGAGGUGUGUAACCACGAGCACUACAUCCCUCUCAGCCUGCCCUUACCUUCGGCUCGUAUCGCAGACCAUGCAUCCUCAGAGCCACAAAGUACUCAUGUCUCAGUGCCCGAGUACAACCUGACCGGAGAGUUCUGCAGGAAGCACUUCCUGACUGGCCUGUUGCUACGGGAACUGGGGCUGGCUCUCCAGGACGAGCAGGACCUGAGGCACCUCGCUUUGGCCACCCUGAAGACUCUAAUGGCCAAACACUCGCUGGAUGCACGCUAUGCCACCAAGGAGAAGCAGGCGAGAAUCGCCUCUCUCUACCUGCCGCUGUACGGCCUGAUCCUGGACAACAUGCCACGAUUCUUCCUCAGGGACAUUUUCCCCAUCUACUUCACUUCUAGUGACCAGGGCUCUCGAGAUGACCUCAGUGUGGGAGGAGGUGUGGCUGCAGGGGUGAUUCCUGUUACCCGCCAUGGCAACUCUGUAGAUGCCUCCUUUUCCAAAGAAGUACUCAACUCCAUCACAGCCUUCUCUUCCCUGGCAGUUGCCUCGGCUAACCAGGCGGACUCUCGGGGUUCUCUAAUCAGCGUGGACUCAAACCCCAGCAACAGCGACAGGAACAGUGAGAAGAUGGACGGCUGUGAGAAGUUCGCUCGACCGCAGUCCCUCAUCGGUUACGGGUCUCGUUGUGACAAGCUGGACCAGGCGGAGACCCGCAGCCUGCUCAUGUGCUUUUUGCACAUCAUGAAAACCAUAUCUGAGGAUGUGCUUGUGUCCUACUGGCACCGGGCCGUUCACCAGGAGAUCUCUGACUUCUUUAACAUUCUGGAGCUGUGUCUGCAGCACUUCAGGUUCCUCGGAAAGCGCCACAUAGCCAGGAAGCUAGCGGCGGCAGUAAAGCUGGCCCAAUCCACCCAGGCCAAUGGCACCCUGAGGGGCUCUAACCACCCCUCCCAGUCCUCCCAGCCCUCAAGCCUCUUCCCACAAUGGAUGGCGUCGUCUGGAGGCGAUGGUCACCGACAUGCUCGCUCCCAAACUAUGCCAAUCAUCAGGGGCAAAAACGCUCUCACCAACCCCAAGCUGCUGCAGAUGAUGGAGACAGAUGGGAGUAUUCAGGAUGGGGACAACUUGAGUCCCACAGAUAUCGAGGCCAACUUGUCCACUGAGGUGUCCCUCACUGUGCUGGAUGUACUCGAGCUCUUUGUGCACCAUCAUAAGAAGCAGCUGUUGCUGGAUGAAGGACAAAAUUCCCUGAUGAAGAAGGUGCUGGACACCUACUUGCUCUUCUUUCAGAUCAACCAAUCAACAGCCACGCUACGGCACGUCUUUGCUGCACUCAGGCUCUUUGUGCAAAAGUUCCCCAGUUCAUUCUUUCAGGGUAAGGCAGACCUGUGUGGCUGUCUUUGCUCUGAGAUCCUCAAGUGCUGUAACCAUCGAUCCAGCUCCACCCAGACAGAGGCCGCCGCCCUGCUGUAUUUUUUCAUGAGGAAAAACUUUGAGUUCACAAAGGGCAAAUCAAUCGUCCGCUCACAUCUGCAGGUUAUAAAGGCAGUGAGCCAGCUGAUAGCAGAUGCCGGCAUUGGAGGCUCUAGAUUUCAGCAGUCCCUGGCUAUCAUCAAUAAUUUUGCCAACGGAGAUGCACCACUCAAGAACACUCCAUUCCCUGCUGAGGUGAAGGACCUGACCAAACGGAUCAGGACGGUCCUGAUGGCCACAGCUCAAAUGAAGGAGCAUGAGAAGGAUCCAGAGAUGCUGGUUGACCUUCAGUACAGUCUGGCCAACUCCUACGCCAGCACCCCCGAGCUGCGGCGCACCUGGCUGGAGAGCAUGGCCAAGAUUCAUGUCCGCAAUGGCGAUCUCUCAGAGGCCGCUAUGUGCUACAUCCACAUCUCAGCCCUGAUAGCUGAGUCACUAAAGAGGAGAGGCUACUGGAGAGCAGACAAGGCCGCGAUGUCCAGUGUGUCCCCUGAAGAAAGCCCUGUCUUUAACUGUAGCUCCUUACUAACUACCUCCCGAGAACAAGACACGUCGUUCUCUAUGGGCUGGGCGGCGUUCAUGUGCAUCAGCCCGAACGUGAAGGAGGAGGGAGCCAUGAAGGAAGACACUGGUACACAAGACACACCAUAUACUGAGGACACCCUGGUGGAGCAGCUGGAGCUGUGUGUGGACUAUCUGUGGAAAUCAGAGAGACACGAGCUCAUCGCUGACAUCAACAAACCUGUGAUUGCUGUCUUUGAAAAAAGGCGGGAUUUCAAGAGGCUGUCGGAGUUGUACUAUGACAUCCACCGCUCCUAUCUGAAGGUGACUGAGGUGGUGAACGCUGAGAAGCGGCUCUUCGGGCGUUACUACCGCGUGGCUUUCUAUGGACAGGGUUUCUUUGAGGAGGAGGAGAGCAAAGAGUUCAUAUACAAAGAGCCGAAGCUGACAGGGCUUUCAGAAAUCUCUCAGAGAUUACUCAAACUCUACUCAGACAAGUUUGGAGCUGAUAAUGUCAAGAUGAUCCAGGACUCAAAUAAGGUGAACCCUAAAGACCUGGACCCCAAGUUUGCCUACAUUCAGGUGACCUAUGUUGUGCCCUACUUUGAUGAGAAAGAACAGCAGGACAAAAGGACAGAUUUUGAGAGACAUCACAACAUCAACCGCUUUGUGUUUGAGACGCCGUUCACUCUGUCGGGAAAGAAACACGGAGAUGUGGAGGAACAGUGCAAGAGACGCACCAUACUGACUACGAGUUCCAGCUUCCCCUACCUGAAGAAGCGUAUCCAGGUGGUGGAGCAGCAGAGCACAUCAAUGAACCCGAUCGAGGUAGCCAUUGAUGAGAUGUCCCGCAAAGUCUCUGAGCUCAACCAGCUGUGCAACAUGGAGGAGGUGGACAUGAUCCGGCUACAGCUGAAGCUGCAGGGUAGCGUCAGUGUGAAGGUGAAUGCUGGGCCUAUGGCUUAUGCCAGAGCGUUUUUAGAGGAGAAGAAUGCAAAGAAAUAUCCAGACAACCAGGUCAAACUGCUCAAGGAGAUCUUCAGGCAGUUUGCAGAAGCGUGCGGUCAGGCUCUGGAUGUGAACGAGCGACUGAUCAAGGAGGACCAGCUGGAGUACCAGGAGGAGAUGAGGGCUCACUACAGGGACAUGCUGACUGAGCUGUCGGGCAUCAUGAACGAGCAGCUGCAAAAACGUUUUCAUGCUGCUGCCAGUGUUUCAUCUCUGUCUGCCAGCUCUCUGUCCACUCUUUCUAAGACUGAUUCCUCACACAAGACAGCCAGGAACGGAACGGCACAGCGCCUACUGAACGGCCAAUAGCCUCACUAGAAGAAGGACAAUUUUUCCCCUGAAUGUCUUCGGCAUGCCAGUUUGAGCCUCAUUCUGGAAGUAGUGGAAUUGUGACUGAUGGUGAGUGUAGAGAAAACAAGGGAAGAAGAAGUGUGUAGACUGUGGUUGUGAUAGUCUGUAGUCCUGUGGUUGAACGUUUGAACGUUGACUAUCUACAGUUAGAGGCCAGGCCGCUGGACUGUUAGCUUCUGUUUGGUUUUGGUUUUAGAGACUCCAUGUGCAGAAUGGACCCCUCCCUAGCUUACACACUAACAGACACAUGCAAACAAAUACGUACAGUGCAUUUUUUCAUACACACAAACACACAACAUGCGCCUUCUCUCCUCAACCCUGUCCCUUUAGAGAACAGUGACCUUACUGAGCUUGAGGUGCGUUCAGCUGUACUUGUAAAAUAAAGCUUUCUGGUGCAUUUUAAAGGUUUUUACGUUUUCUUUUUUUUUCAGUGAGGUAUUUAUUGUACUUCAGACUAUCUAAAAAGAACUUGAAAGAUGACUAAUGUGAAAAAAAAAGGGUUUUGGAUUACAGGUCAGAAACUGUAACUAACACAAAGAAGCAUUUGAAGAGUUGAACGCACCUCACGUUCCUGUUUGAAUGUAGAGCAGCUCCACAUUGCUACUUUGUAUCCUUGCUAAAGUUCUGGAAAUAUCAGCUCGGCAAAUUUCAAAUGGAAACAAAUAAAAUACAAACUUAUGUUUUGUAACAUUUUUAUGAUUGGAUUUGCAUUGUUACUGUUAUUAUUUCAUGUACUGUUUUGAAUUGUAAAUAAGAAAUAUUAAUAUUUAAGAAUGUUUGAAAUGUUUCUUUUUAUAAAAUAUACAAUAUAUAAAUAUUUGUUUAGCUGAAUUUAAAAAAAGAGCAACAACUAAAGUUUUAUGUAUAACAUUUCAAUAAAAUUUUGUUAAUGUCCAAAAGUU